ACAAGGAAUAUGAGAAGUCGGUGCGAACAGAGGAGAUCGACGGCGCAAAAUUGGUGAAAAAUGUGGCGCAGAAUAUGGAGGAAAUAUUUCGGAAAAAAGCGGAGGCCACACGAAGGCUCGUAGAAGCGGCAGAAGAAGCUCAUCUCCAGCAUGAGGAGAACCCUGACCUACAGUACGAGUAUUUCAACGCAGUGCUUAUAAAUGAGGUGGAUGAAGACGGGAACAGUGUAGAGCUGGGAGGAGAGUUUCUCCUGGAACCCAAUGAUCAUUUUAAUAACCUAUCAGUCAACCUCAGCCUCAGCGUGGUGCAGGUGCCAACCAACAUGUACAAUAAAGACCCUGACAUAGUUAAUGGAGUCUAUUGGUCGGAAGCCUUGAACAAAGUUUUCGUGGAAAACUUCAAAAGGGACCCGACUCUUAUUUGGCAGUACUUUGGAAGCGCUAAAGGUUUUUUCCGACAAUACCCAGAUGUGUACAACCAAGAGAUCCGUUAUGUGGAGCCCUGUCUAAACGGCACGCUCGUUCAAGCUGACAGUACUAAUAAGGAUCACUUUAAAGAGCAUCUGGACAAGUUAUUCGCCAAAGGAAUCGGGCUUCUGGGCAAUGCACUGACUGAGGCUUUCACUAUCUUAAAUGAGAUUAAUCAGACCGGCCGAGGAAGUUCAUGUAGUCAGGCGAUCAUGCUGAUAACAGAUGGAGGCACUGAAAUGCACGAUGAUGUUUUCGCCAAAUAUAACUGGCCUGAGCGCAAGGUUCGUAUAUUCCCCUACUUGAUUGGCCGUGAAUCUGCAUUCGCUGAUAACCUAAAAUGGAUGGCGUGUGCCAAUAAAGGUUACUUUAGUCAGAUCUCCACGCUGGCUGACGUUCAGGAGAACGUGAUGCGGUAUUUGCACGUGAUGAGCAGACCUAAAGUUAUCGACCAUGAACACGACACAGUGUGGACUGAAGCCUAUGUGGACAGCGCACUCGCACAGGCGCACAAGCUUGGAGAGAAUAAAGGCCCAAACCCGAUGACCACAGUCGCCAUGCCUGUGUUUAGCACCAAGAAAGAAACGAAAAACCAAGGCAUCCUGCUAGGUGUCGUAGGCACUGACAUCCCCAUUCAGGAGUUAAUGAAAACCAUCCCGAAACACAAGCUAGGAAUACAUGGAUAUGCGUUUGCCAUUACCAAUAAUGGAUAUAUCCUGACACAUCCCGACCUGAGGCCCCUGUACCAGGAUGGCCAGAAGAGGAAGAAACCCAGUUACAGCAGCGUGGACCUGUCCGAGGUGGAAUGGGAGGACACAGAGGAUGUUUUACGCACAGCAAUGGUGAACAGACGAACUGGCACUUUCUCCAUGGAAGUAAAAAGAACAGUGGACAAAGGGAAACGUGUCUUGACGAUGCACAAUGAUUAUUACUAUACUGAUAUUAAAGGAACUCCAUUUAGUGUUGGUGUGGCGCUCUCUCGAGGACAUGGGAAAUACUUCUUCAAGGGAAAUGUUUCACUAGAAGCCGGUCUACAUGAUCUGGAACAACCCGAUGUUGCCCUUGCUGAUGAAUGGACAUACUGUAACACAGAUGAGCACCAUGAGCAUCGUCACCUGACUCAAGUUCAGGCCAUCAAACUCUUCAUGACCAGCCGUAAACCACAUCUCAAAUGUGACAGAGAGCUGAUUCAGCAGGUUUUGUUUGACGCUGUAGUAACGGCUCCCUUAGAAGCGUACUGGACUGGACUGGCCCUUAAUAAGUCUGAGAACUCUGAUAAAGGGGUUGAGAUCGCUUUUCUCGGCACUCGUACUGGUCUUUCCAGAACUAACCUGUUUGUGGUUCCCGAGCAGCUGACCAAUCAAGAUUUCCUCACUGCUGAAGACAAGGAGGGCGUCUUUAAUGCAGAUCACUUUCCUCUGUGGUAUAAAAGAGCCGCAGAGCAGGUGCCCGGCACUUUUGUGUACUCCAUUCCCUUCAGUUCAGGGGGAGAAAAUAAAAGUGUGGUUUUGGCGAGCACUGCUAUCCAACUACUCGAUGACAGGAAGUCUCCUAUAGUGGCAGCUGUGGGAAUUCAAAUGAAGCUGGAAUUCUUUCAGAGAAAAUUUUGGACGGCCAGUCGACAAUGCAAUGCUCUGGAUGGGAAAUGUACCAUCAGCUGUGAUAAUGAGGACAUUAAAUGUUAUCUCAUAGACAACAAUGGCUUCAUCCUGGUCUCUGAAGACACUUCUCAGACAAACCUCUUUUUUGGAGAAGUGGAGGGAGUCGUCAUGAACAAACUGCUUCUGAUGGGCUCAUUUAAAAAGAUUAAUUUGUAUGACUAUCAGGCUCUCUGUAAAGAGUACGCAGGUAGCAGUGACAGCGCACACACUCUGCUGGAUCCCUUCACCACUGUGAAAUGUCUCUUGACAGAACUUGUCAUAUUUCUGCUGGAGUUUAACCUGUACAGCUGGUGGAACUGUGACUCGACAGUCAAAGCCCAGAGAGCUCAGAGGACAAUGAUGGUGCCGUGUGACACUGAAUACCCAGCUUUCGUCUCUGAGCGCACCAUCAAAGAGACCACAGGGAACAUUGACUGUGGUGGCUGUAUACGGACCUUUGUAAUUCAGCAGAUUCCCAGCAGUAACCUGUUCAUGGUGGUUGUUGAGAAUAAAUGUGACUGUAGCUCUGCCCCUCCGGUUACCAUGGAGCCCAUUGAGAUUAUUUAUAAUGAGUCUCUGAAGUGCGACAGACUGAAGUUUCAAAAGGAUCGCAGACGGCCACAGUCCUGUCAUCCAUUUCAUCUAGAGGAGAACGCUAUGGAAUGCGGCUCAGCAAAUGCUUUGAAUUUUCCACUGGUAGCCAUUUUAUUCCCAGUGUUGUCGUUCCUGAUCAGCAGGUGACCUCUGACCCCUGCCUUGAUCCAUUAGGCUUAAUAUACACUCCUUGCUUCCGCCAAGCUCUGUUCACAGAGACAAAAUCAUCUUUGUGAUGUCUGGAUUACUGAAGAUAGAUGAUAUUUAUUACCGUCAAAGACUUUGUUAGAAUGUGCUGAGUGUUUUCUUCUUACAUGUGGACCAGUGAACAUGCCUGGAUAUCAGUGGCUGCCACGAGCCGUCACAGCUAAACGCAG
Molecule: messenger RNA, 3079 nt
Organism: Sinocyclocheilus grahami
Lineage: Eukaryota; Metazoa; Chordata; Actinopteri; Cypriniformes; Cyprinidae
Product: voltage-dependent calcium channel subunit alpha-2/delta-3-like
Exons: 35
Coding region: 75-2849 (924 amino acids)
Cellular component (GO): voltage-gated calcium channel complex
Molecular function (GO): voltage-gated calcium channel activity
Source: RefSeq, a predicted model, not a curated record